Drosophila virilis is the source of this 2234-nucleotide messenger RNA. RefSeq names its product Pumilio and CPL domain-containing protein penguin (gene peng). Gene Ontology annotation, cellular component: nucleolus. Gene Ontology annotation, molecular function: mRNA binding. Gene Ontology annotation, biological process: regulation of translation. Lineage: Eukaryota; Metazoa; Arthropoda; Insecta; Diptera; Drosophilidae. The record is from RefSeq and is a predicted model, not a curated record.
CUCAUCAAUUCGCGGUAACAAUCAUUUGGCACGUGUUGUCGUUGAGCGAACGAAUACAAACACAACAUUUUACAGUUUUUGCUUUGUCUUACAAAUUGUAAAUAUGCUUAACUCAGAUAAACCGAAGCCAACGGCUGCAGCCAAAAGCGAAAAUAAGCCAACAACUAAAAAGCCGCCAACCAAAAAUAAUGUUGGCGCAAAGGGUAAACCCGUGAAUAAAUUCAAAACCGCUGGAAAACGCGGCUACGAGGGCAAAAAUAAUAAGUUUGCAGCUGGUGGUAAGCCGCAGGCUGGCCAAAACGAAGUCAGCGAAAAGCAGGACUGGACUAAGUUCAAGCAGGAGAAGAAGGAGCUUAAGCUAAAACGCAAAAGCAACCGCGACACCUACGAAGUCACACAGGAGGUCAAGAAAAUCUACGAACAGGUUAAAUGUCGUCGCACCCAAAACAAGGAUAAACUGGUGGAGCAAAUGUACAAAAUUCUCAACGUGGGCGACACCAUCUCCAAGGUGGCCAAGGCACACGACACCGCACGCGUACUACAAUGCAUGCUGAAGCAUGCGACACCCGCACUGCGCGCCGAGCUCUCCGACAAACUGAUGGCGCACGCCGUGGAGAUGUGCCAGUCGAAAUAUGCGCACUUUUGUGUUCAGCGCAUGCUCAAGUAUGGCUCACCGGCCACCAAAGGCAAGCUGGUUGAUGCUCUGUUGGGUAAUGUGGUGCGGCUGUCGGGUCACAACAUUGCCAGCAAAAUAUUGGAUCACAUCUAUUUGAAUGGUACCGAAAAGCAGCGGCGCUACAUGCGCCAGGAGUUCUACAGCGAUCUGUACAAGAAAUCCAAGGACGAUGAUGUGCACACCCUGAGCGACACAUACAAGGAUGCUGCCAACAUGAAGGCCUCCAUAAUGGGCGCCGUCAAGGCCAAUCUGGAUCAUAUUGCCAAUAAAAAUCUGGUUGACAAUUCUCUGGUGCAUGCCGUCAUACUCGAGUUUAUGCAGGCCACCGACGAAGAGAAGCUGGAGGAAACGGUCACCGCCCUGGCUCCAUUGAUACCGCACAUGCUGACCACCAAGGAUGGCACCGAGGCGGCCAUUAUAUGUUUCUACAGGUCAACACCGAAAAAUCGCAGAGCCAUUAUUAAGAACAUCAAGGAGCAUCUGCUGAAGAUUGCCAUACACGAGCAUGGUCAUGUCUUUCUCAUAGCGCUGUUGAAUGCCCUCGACGACACAAAGGCCACCAAAAAGGCCAUCUAUGAUCAUUUGCACGGGGAUCUAAAGACUCUAGUGGCCAAUCAGUAUGGACGUCGUGUCGUCCAGUGGCUGGUCGCACCCGGUGAUACAACUUGCUUUCAUCCGGGCUUCAUUAAGACCAUCGAACAGGGCUUGGCCUAUGGCAAAAAGGAGAAACAGGCACGUCGUCAGGAGAUUUUGGAACAGAUCGAGGCACCCAUUGCCCAGACCAUUGCUGAGGAUCCCGCAUUUUGGCUUUCCAACAGUCACAUCGGACUGGUCACAGCUGACAUACUUAACCACAUAACUGGUGAAAAGUAUAUUAAAGCCGUCACAGCGUUGGCUCCGGUGGUCACAGCUGCCGACUGGCGCGUCUCCACAUUGCCAACUGAAGGUGCUGCACAGAACAAGAAGAAACCGCAUGAUGUGGAGGCCUACAUAGCCGAGGCCACAAAGGAGCGUAAGAAUAAGAAUCAGAUAAAUGCCGGCGCACCACCGCCCGUCAGCAGCGACGAAGAGAGCGAUUCGGAGGAGGGCACCACACCAGCGAAAAAACCAAAAGAGGACGAAGCCAAAGCUGCGUUGGAGUUGCCCACUGUCGUUGGCAUUGAGGAUGCCGGCAUGCAUCAUGUGCUCAAAAAGAUUAUUAAAAAUGACCAGAAACACGAAGCAGCUCCAUUUGGCACUCAGCUGCUGCAGCAUUUGUCCAGCGAUGUGCUUAAAUCCUGGCUGGGCAUCAAUCGGGCAUGCUAUGUGCUCGUCAAGCUGGUGGAGGAUUCGCCAGCCCAGCUGAACAGCUGCCGUGCGCUUAUCGAGGAGCACGAACUGGGCGAAGUGCUGCUCAGCGAAAAGUCGUCGGGUGCCAAGAUGUUGGCCAGCAAACUGAAGAAAUAGAAACAUGCUAAUAACUUCUAGUUUUUAGUCAUCUAUUGAUUAGUUUUAGUAAAUGCGCUUGAAAAUAACGAUACUAUAUUUAAAUAGAGUAUAUUUAUACUCCCUUUUUAAA